ACUACAUUAUAGUAUUGCCUAUGGGUAAAAACAAAUGCAAAAAUAUAAGAAUUUUGUGCACAGUUUUAUUAUUAACUCCCGAUCAGAGCAAUCUACAUACUUCGAUUAAAGCUGAUAAACAACCUGGUAAUUAAAAUCACCAAACAAACAGAUGGUGUAAUCUUCUCUGCAUCCUAUUGAAGCUUUAACAUGGGUCAGAGCUUGGAAAAACAUGGAGAAAAAGAUUCCUUUCAGCUGUCACAGCUUAGGAAAAAGAAACUCCUUUGUGAGUUCAACACGUUUUUUGAUAUUAACAAAGAUGGUGUCAUCACUCUGAGUGAUUUUCAUAGUGUUCGAGAGCGCAUUUGUAAAUUAAAUGGUUGGAAACCAGGGUCUGACAAGUAUGACAAAACUGAGGAAUUAUUUCGUGACAUUUGGGAGUCACUCAAGGAACAGGCUGAUUCCAAUCAUGAUAACAAGAUAACUCAAGAGGAAUGGAUUAGGAUGUGGGAGCAAAUAAAUGAAGCUGAGUCUCAAGGGAAAAUUAAUAAAUUUCCCCACUGGCUAACAUCAUAUUUGUGGUACAGGUUUAACAUGUAUGACAGAACAUGUGAUGGUAUAGUUGAUGUGGAGGAAUUUUGCUAUGUUUUAGAGAGCUUUGGAAUCCCAGAACGGCAGUCACGCCAGUGUUUUGUUAUUAUGACUCAGAAUGAAACCAAACCUCUAAAUUUUGAUUACUUCUGCAAACUUGCUGGAGAAUAUUACCGAAGUGAUGAUCCUGGUGCUUUGGGAAACUUCAUUACGGGUAGACUGGCUUUUUAAACACUGAAGUUGACUCAAAGAAGAAGUCCAGUAUGUUCAGCCAAAAAAAUGCCUUUGGUCAGACAGCUGCUACUAGACUGAUGAUGUUUUACUUUGAAGUUAUCAUCAUUAUUAAAGCUUUCUUAACCUCAGAGAUCUCCAUAUCACCUAAGUUGGUGAUGAAUACCUAUUUGACAGAUAAUGAAUGUGGAUAGUGUCAUAUAGAGUAAUGAUUCCCUACUCUAAUAAUACAAUUUCUACAGUUUAUUAUUUUUUCUCACAUUUAUAAAUUAUUUUAACAUAAAUCAUUGAUAGAGCUGUGUGAUUUCUUGAACUUGCCAAUAAUUAAAUCAUCAAUCUCAUUAAUUGAUUACUUUAAACUAAUUGGUUAUUCUCAUAUGAGACUAAUCUUCCUACUUUUUAAGCUUGUGUUGGGUUUUUAAAGACAUUUUCAAACUAACCUUCAUUUAAUGUGAUAAAUAUCUUCAAGUAAAGCAACUUAGGAUUAAGUUACUUUUUUUAUUUUUAAACUAUUGCAUAUUAAGAUGCAAUCUAGUACAAAACCUGUAACAAGCUGGUAAUAUGGUUGAUAUUAGGCUGCAAAUUUCUCCCUACAAAUUUUCACAAGACUUCUCUAUUAAAAAUAAGUAAACUAAUUCUUCAUUAACAACAAUUGUCCUUAAAUUUCACAUGAUAACACCUAGUAAAGAUUUGUGUUUGUCACAUUGUGUGAUGGGUAAUAAAUGUAAUUCAGUGAAAAUAAAUUCACUCUGAUCAUAUAAAAACGAACAGUACAACGUUUACUAUUUGGCAAUAAAACUUGUGAUGAUACUAGAUGGCCUCUUUGUAGAGAAUAAAAUGAUUCAUAAGAUGGAAAUUGAAAUUUUAGACAAAAUAGUAAAAUCAUUAUAAUGCCAGGAAAAUAUUUAAAUACUGACAUUUCAUAAUUUUUUCUAAUUCCAUCAUCAACAUGAAAACCUUAAAAAUAAUCAACAACUGCCUUAGUAUAAAAACAUAAUGUGCUUUUAAGCAAGAAGUUGAUACUGACAAAAGUUUUGAAAGAAUACCUUAAAAUGAUUAUGUUUACAUUUUACAUUACAGUAUAGAAACACAUCUGCAUGCUGAGAAAUCAAUAUAUCAGACACUUAAAGCUUACAGUACUAAUUAGCUAGUGUUUAAGAGGCAUGUAAUAUUAGUCAGGCUUGUAUUUGCUUUUUUAGUGAUUCCUAUCUAGCUAGAGCUAGUCGACAAGUAAAAUGGAUGUUAUAUAUCGUUAGACUGUUAUUAGUCUGGACAGGGUUAAAUGAACAAUUUAAAUUUUUUUAAGCAAGUGAAGAAUAAUCA
Molecule: messenger RNA, 2124 nt
Organism: Limulus polyphemus (Atlantic horseshoe crab)
Lineage: Eukaryota; Metazoa; Arthropoda; Merostomata; Xiphosura; Limulidae
Product: calexcitin-1-like
Exons: 7
Coding region: 190-801 (203 amino acids)
Molecular function (GO): calcium ion binding
Source: RefSeq, a predicted model, not a curated record